AUGUCAUCUACUAGUGAUUUCGAAUAUCCUUGGGAAAUUAAAAGUGAGGUAGAACGACUUCAAAAACAAUAUGCUUGGGUUCAACGAUGUAUUGAUAACAAGAUUAUCUUCGUACCUGUGCCAUUAGACCAAGAAGGACUCAGAGUACUUGACGUUGGAUGUGCUGAUGGAACCCUACUACGUGACUUGAAGAAGCAGGUAUCUCCAUCUGCCCGGCUAGUUGGAGUAGAUGUUGUUGAGGCAUUUCUUCCACCUUCUGAAGGAGGAUUAAGAUACGAAACUUAUGAUCUUUGUGAACCACCACGCCAAGAGUUCACUGGAGUCUUCGAUGUCACACAUGUCAGAUUUGUCAUUCCUGGUGCUGCCAAGGUGGGAUAUCAGAGGGCAGUUGAACACCUCGCCUCCACACUUAAGCCAGGAGGAUGGCUACAAGUUCAUGAAAUGGACUUCGAUCUGCAAGAUAGACCAAAUAUUAGUCCAGCCUUGAAGGAAGUCUGCGCUCUGUUUUUGGGCGUGUUCAAAGCUAUGGGAAUGGUGUCUGACCUUGCCCACAAACUCCCAACAGCCUUUGAGGCCGCAGGACUUAAUCGCGUCACUGCAGAAACAGUUGAGCUGCCAAUGGGUAAGCUUUUGGGUGAUGAUGAGGCUGCCGAAAUGUCGCUUCAGCCUUUUCUUCUUACUAUCCCUAGUUUGAUACAGGGUGCAAAGGGUCUGAGUGCUGACGUUCCCGAAUCUGUGUUUGAUGGUUUAGCGGCCAGGUUUGAGAAGGAAGUCAGGGAGCAAGGCGCAGUUUUCUUCACCAAGGUUAUCACCGGACAGAAACCGGCAUAG
Messenger RNA from Fusarium poae, 831 nucleotides. RefSeq lists its product as uncharacterized. The coding region runs from base 1 to 831 and encodes 276 amino acids. The transcript is spliced from 4 exons. The record is from RefSeq and is a predicted model, not a curated record. NCBI's taxonomy places the organism in Eukaryota, Fungi, Ascomycota, Sordariomycetes, Hypocreales, Nectriaceae.